Molecule: messenger RNA, 1689 nt
Organism: Glarea lozoyensis ATCC 20868
Lineage: Eukaryota; Fungi; Ascomycota; Leotiomycetes; Helotiales; Helotiaceae
Product: MFS general substrate transporter
Exons: 6
Coding region: 1-1689 (562 amino acids)
Biological process (GO): transmembrane transport
Molecular function (GO): transmembrane transporter activity
Source: RefSeq, a predicted model, not a curated record
AUGAAUACGGCAGAGUCUCAAACUGCCCGGCCAGCUGUGGAGCGCGCCGUCACCAAAUAUCCGCCUGAUCAAGGGAACGAAGUUAAGAGCGAAAACAACGAUGUUUCUGAAAGCAGUCAGAGUGAUGAGAAGCCUGAGCCGAUAAUUGACGCAGAACCCACAGAAGAGUGGGUUCAAGGGUUUAAGCUAUUUAUGAUCAUCAGUGGUUUGAUCUUCGGGACAUUCUUGAUGUUGCUGGAUACAUCCAUUAUCGCUACGGCCAUCCCACGUAUUACAACUGAUUUUCAUGCUUUGGAAGAUGUCGGCUGGUAUGGUGCCUCAUAUCAACUCGCCAGUGCUGCUCUUCAACCACUUACCGGCAAAUUUUACACUCAUUUUGGAGGCAAAUGGACCUUCCUCGCCUUUUUCGCCGUCUUUGAGCUGGGUUCUCUGCUUUGCGGCGUGGCUAAUUCGUCAAAUAUGCUGAUUGCUGGGCGGGCAAUUGCUGGAAUGGGCGCAUCUGGUAUCCAAAACGGUGCCUUCACAAUUGUUGCUCAAAGCGUUCCUUUACACAAAGGACCUCCACUGAUGGGGCUGGUUUUGGGCAUAUCGCAACUCGGGUUGGUUAUGGGCCCCUUGAUCGGAGGCGCACUUACCGAAUACACUACCUGGAGAUGGUGUUUCUACAUCAAUUUGCCAGUAGGUGCUGUUGUUGCAGUUUUACUCGUAUUCGUCAAGCUCCCUGGAACGGUAAAAGUCCCCUCCUGGCGCACCGUCGUUACCGAUCUCGACCUCCUAGGUUUCACUCUAUUCGCGCCAGCUAUGAUCCAGUUAUUGCUUGCCUUACAAUAUGGAGGCAAUCGACAUGCUUGGGAUAGUGCAACGGUCAUUGGAUUGUUUUGUGGUGCUGCUGGAACUUUUGCCAUAUUUCUCUGGUGGGAAUACCGAAAGGGAGACGAAGCUAUGAUUCCGUUUUCCAUCAUUGGUAAACGAGUCGUAUACUCAGCAUGUAUUGCAUUUGGACUUCUACUUAGCGCCACGUAUGUUGCGUUGUAUUACAUUCCUAUAUUCUUUCAGAGCGUCAAAGGAACCUCGCCCACGAUGAGCGGAGUAUAUCUCUUACCGAGUAUUUUGCUUCAACUGUCUGGGGCUAUUGUGGUCGGAGCGUUAGUUCCAAAAGUUGGAUACUUCACUCCCUUCGCCAUUGUUGGUGGUGCUCUUUGCGCCAUUGCCAGCGGCUUACUCUCAACAUUCGAUGUAUCGAUUUCGACCGGAAAAUGGGUCGGCUACCAAAUUCUUCUUGGGGCAGGUGAAGGCAUGGCUUUACAGAUGCCCGUGAUUGCCGUUCAAAACUGCAUAACACCAGCACAGAUUCCUACUGCCAUGGCGCUUGUCAUGUUUAGCUCCACCCUCGGUGGCGCUCUUUUCUUAUCCUUUUCGCAAACAGUAUUAACUAACAGUCUUCGUUCAUUAAUUCCACAAUAUGCCCCUAAUGUUAACGCCGAGGCAAUAAUUGCCGCCGGUGCUACUGGCUUCCGGCAUAUAGUUCCUAGCUCUGAUUUGCCGGGCGUGUUGGUUGCAUACUCAAAGUCCAUUGAUAGGGUAUUCUAUCUAUGUGCUGGUGCAAGUGCCGGUGUGUUUUUUGCCUCUUUUGGAAUGGGUUGGAAGAAUAUCAAGCCAAAGAAAGAAGUCGCAGAAGUGGACGUUUGA